Molecule: messenger RNA, 1152 nt
Organism: Trichoderma reesei QM6a
Lineage: Eukaryota; Fungi; Ascomycota; Sordariomycetes; Hypocreales; Hypocreaceae
Exons: 3
Coding region: 1-1152 (383 amino acids)
Biological process (GO): UV-damage excision repair; nucleotide-excision repair, DNA damage recognition; base-excision repair
Cellular component (GO): nucleotide-excision repair factor 1 complex
Molecular function (GO): damaged DNA binding
Source: RefSeq, a predicted model, not a curated record
AUGGAGCGUCCAACCACGCCGCCGGCCCCGAGCAGACCGGACAUUGCGUCAUCGCAAACUCCAGAGAUGACAAGGCGCAUAGAAGAGAGUCGUCUGCGAGCCAAAGCCAUUCGCGAACAGCGAGAAGCCGAGCAGCGAGCCUCGGGCACUGCGUCGGUGCUCCCCAAGUCGGCCGCCGGCUUCAUACCCACCGAGAACGUGCACGUCUCGAAGCCGAUCAACGGGAAACGUACCUACACAGAGAUUUCCACCGGAGACAUUGCGGGAGGCAGCAAUCGUGAUGCGCGCAACGCGGGCGACGAGGCGGCCCUGCGACCGGCUCGCAAGUUUACAAAGUUUGUAGACUACAACAUGAGCUCGAUGACAGACACAAAAGGUGGUUUUCUUUCCAUGGAGGACGACCCUCACAACUAUGCGCUGGGAGCUCAGAAGCCCGGCCAGGUGGACGAGCAGAGGCCAAAGGGCAUGACGAUUCAGGAAUGGGAGAAGCAAAAGACGCUUAAAAACCUGAGGCGACUAAAAGCAGGCCCUUUUGAGCCGGGUAUCAGCGUUUUGGAUGAUCAGAAGACGAGGAAGAAGUGCAGAGAAUGCGGCAGUCUGGAGAUUGACUUUGUCUGGGAAGAGGUCUUUCACGUCUGCGUGUGCAACAAGUGCAAAGACAAGUAUCCCGAAAAGUAUUCUUUGUUGACCAAGACGGAGUGCAAGGAAGACUAUCUCCUGACAGAUCCUGAGUUGCGGGAUCCUGAGCUGCUUCCGCAUCUGAACAAGCCAAAUCCGCACAAAUCUCAUUGGCACGACAUGAUGCUGUUCUUGAGAUUUCAAGUCGAGGAAUAUGCCAUUGGCACGAAAUGGGGAUCGGCAGAAGCACUGGACGCCGAGUACGAGCGGCGUGAAACACAAAAGAAGGCGCGCAAGGAGGCCAAGUUCAAAGAGAAACUGCUGGACCUGAAGCGCAAGACGAGGACCGAAGCAUUCCGACGACAGGCCGGAACGCUGGGAAACAAGAAUGGCGCGCCGAGCAAAUUUGGCGAUGCCGUGGGUGGUGGAGGACGGCAUGUGCACGAAUGGGGCAGGACUGUCGAGAACGAGGAGGGCAUGACGGUCAAGACGUGCGUGACGUGUGGCAUGGAAGUGGAAGAGCUGGAGUUUUGA